AUGGAGUCGGUUCUUUCAAAGUUAAAUGAAGUCUUGGAUGUUACACGUAGCCUGGCUACUCGGCAACAAGGGAGAGAUAAGGAAGGAGAACAAGAAGCAAAUGAAGAUACACAUGAAGCAAAUGAAGAUGCAGCUCCUGUUAACAAUGAGAUUCCAGAAGCUAAUUUACGAAAUCCCUAUGAAACUGGAAAAAUGGCUAAGUCUAAUGUUGCAAAAGUAGUUCUUGGAAAGCAAACUUUGAAGCAGAAAUCGAAAAAUCUCAAAGAAGUGACAUUUUUUCGGAAGGGUAAUGUAUCUUCCGGAUCAGGAAAAGGAAAAGUGAAUAUCAUUUCGGAACAUGGAGAUGAUUUGAAUCCAAAAUUGUCUAAAAGUGAAUUGGAAGAACAAAUGAAACGUGAUAAACAACUUGAUGAGUUGAUCGCAUUAAAGGAAAAGAUUGAAGUUGAAGAAGCAGCAUAA
Lactuca virosa is the source of this 459-nucleotide messenger RNA. NCBI's taxonomy places the organism in Eukaryota, Viridiplantae, Streptophyta, Magnoliopsida, Asterales, Asteraceae. The record is from the annotation of a GenBank genome assembly.